AUGUCAACUUCCACCGCCGAAACACACAAUCUAAACGGCAAAAAAUGCUAUAUAAAUCGACGAUUCGAAGACGCCAUCGAUCACUACACAAAAGCCAUCAAAAUCGCGCCGUCCGUAAAAUAUUUCCAAAAUCGUGCAAUGUGCUAUUAUCAACUUCAGGAUUACAAGCAAAGUGAGGAGGAUUGUAAACGCGCUUUGGAAUUGAAUCCAAACGAGGUGAAACCUCUGUAUUUUUUGGGAAUCUCACUUUUGAAUGCGAAACGAUACAGCGAAUCGAUUAGUUGGUUGAGCAAAGCGUUGUAUCACAAUGCGGUGAUCACAGUGAGUUUCUAAAUUUUUUAAAAAUAUUGAUUUUCUUUACAGAAUACCGCGGACAUCGAGCAAGCUCUCAAAAAAGCUCGUCAUUUAAAAUUCGAAGAGGAAGAAUCGAAAAAAAUCAUUCAAGAAAUUGAAUUCCACACCUAUCUUGAGGAUCUAAUCACCAAAGACCAGGCAGAAAACCCGGAAAAAUCUGAGAUGGCUAAAAAGAAGUUGCAAGAACUAACAGCUGGAAGUGCUGAAAAACGGCAAAAUCGAGAGAUUCCUGAGAUGUUGUGCGGUAAAAUCACGCUGGAAUUGAUGAAGGAUCCGGUGAUUGUUCCAAGUGGGAUUACCUAUGAUCGAGAGGAAAUAGUGCAGCAUUUGAGGAGAAUUGGACAUUUUGAUCCUUUUACAAGGAAACCGCUUGUGGAAUCGGAGAUUAUUCCGAAUUAUGCUUUGAAGGAGGUAGGGGCUUUGCAAAAAUCCAAGAAUUUUGAAGAUUUUUGAGUUUGGGAAGCUUCCAAAACUAAUUUUCAAUCAGAAAGUCAUUAAAAUCCUUUUUGGAACCUUGCCAAGCUCAAAAAUGAUGAUUUUCAAACUUGGCAAGCUUCCAAAAGCUAUUUUUCAUCUUGGAAUCUUGCCAAGCGUGAUUUCCAGACUUGGCAAGCUUCCAAGAGCUAUUUUUCAUCUUGGAACCUUGCCAAGCGUGAUUUUCAAACUUGGCAAGCUUCCAAGAGCUAUUUUUCAUCUUGGAACCUUGCCAAGCGUGAUUUUCAAACUUGGCAAGCUUCCAAGAGCUAUUUUCCAUCUUGGAACCUUGCCAAGCGUGAUUUUCAAACUUGGCAAGCUUCCAAGAGCUAUUUUUCAUCUUGGAACCUUGCCAAGCGUGAUUUUCAAACUUGGCAAGCUUCCAAGAGCUAUUUUCCAUCUUGGAACCUUGCCAAGCGUGAUUUUCAAACUUGGCAAGCUUCCAAGAGCUAUUUUUCAUCUUGGAACCUUGCCAAGCGUGAUUUUCAAACUUGGCAAGCUUCCAGACCUGAUUUCCUUGCUUGAAACGCUAAAUUUUCACUGAAAAAUCCCCUUUGGAACCUUGCCAAGCUAUUCAAAUUUUGAAGGAAAAAGAGCAAAUCUGCUCUAUUGGACAUUGAGCGGAUUUGCUAUGAAAUUCAAAAUUUUCACGUGAAAAUAAUAGCAAUUUUGCUCUAUCGAACUCUUUAAUUGUUCUGUAGAGCGCACUUGCUUGUUUCACAUUGAAAACUUCGGGAAAAACAGCAAAUUUGCUCUCCACGAUGUUCGCUAGAGCGAAUCUGCCUAUUUUUCACCAAAAGUCAAAUUUCCCUUUUGCAGGUCAUCGAAAAAUUCCUCGACGAAAACCCAUGGGCAAAAUACGAGCCAGGAGUUGACUAA
Molecule: messenger RNA, 1707 nt
Organism: Caenorhabditis angaria
Lineage: Eukaryota; Metazoa; Nematoda; Chromadorea; Rhabditida; Rhabditidae
Source: the annotation of a GenBank genome assembly